AACACCCACACUACAGAGGCUCAGGGAGCAUUCAUAUUUGAGGGCAAGAUGAAGAAAGUCAAGCCCCCCUCCUCCAGGAGAGCUGAAAUCCAGCAUCUGUACGAAAGCUACGCCUCAGGCCAGAGCACUUUGCCUGCAUGUGACCUCGUCAGGUUCCUCCACAAGGAGCAGAUGGAGCUCACAGCAAACCAAGAGACGGCAGAGAGUCUGAUUGAAAGAUAUGAGAUUGAGGAAACGGCCAGAGAAAGCAGGUGCUUGACAUUUGAGGGAUUCCUCAGGUACAUGGAGUCCAAAGACUGCUGCGUGUUCGACCAGACCCACGCAUCCGUGUACCAAGACAUGGAUCAGCCUCUCACCAGCUACUUCAUCUCCUCAUCACACAACACCUACCUGACUGGAGACCAGCUCGUAGGAAAAAGCCACCUGGAUGCUUAUGUUUGUGCUCUGAGGAAAGGCUGUCGCUGUCUGGAGAUUGACUGCUGGGAUGGACCAGAUAUGGAGCCUGUCGUCUACCACGGCUACACACUGACCACAAAGAUUCUCUUUAGGGAUGUCAUCAAAACUGUGGAGCAACAUGCCUUCGAGGUGUCUGCCUGCCCGGUUAUCCUGUCGUUGGAAAACCAUUGCUCCAAGGAGCAGCAAGAGGUCAUGGCCCAGUACCUCAUCUCUAUCCUUGGGGAGAAGCUGCUGAGAGCUCCCUUGGAUCAUCUGACCACUGGAGACCUCCCAAGCCCAAAUGACCUGAAGUAUAAGAUCCUCAUCAAGAAUAAAAAGCUCAAGAAUAAGGCAGAAGGUGCAUCAGGGACAGAGAUAGAGGAGAGCGUAGAUGAAGGUGAGGAUGGUGAUGAGGAGGAUGAAGAAGACGAGGAUUUUCAAACCACGUCAAAGUUCUGGUCUGCGAGAAAGGCAGGGCCAAAGAAGAAAAAGGUGGUGGUGGCCAAAGUUUUAUCUGACUUGGUCAUUUACACAACGUCUGUCAAGUUCGUCAGCUUCAGUUACUCUAAGGACAAUCAGAGCUGCUACGAGAACACGUCUCUGGCAGAGAAGAAAGCAUGCAAGCUCGCCAGAUCCUCAGGUGCAGAUUUUGUUCAGCACAACCAGAAGUUCCUCUGCAGGAUUUACCCAGCAGCCUCCAGGACGUCUUCGUCCAACUACAACCCACAGGAGUUUUGGAACGUCGGCUCUCAGCUGGGUGAGUCGGAGAGCGAGAGAGUGAUCAGUGGGUCCAACCUUCCUAUCCCCCGGAGCGGCAAAGCUCUGGACCCCUUCGUCAGAGUGGAGAUUAAUGGGAUUGCAUCUGACUCCUGCAGAAAAAACACACACACUGUCAAACACAAUUCUCUGACUCCUCACUGGGACGCCGACAUGAUCUUCAACAUCAGCGUCCCCGAGCUCUGCCUCGUCCGCUUCUGUGUGCGAGAUCACACCGGCUUCCUCAGUAGUGACUUUGUGGGCCAGUACACUCUGCCCUUCAGCAGCCUGAAGAAAGGCUAUCGCUGGGUACCUCUCCUGUCCCGAGACGGAUGCAGUCUGGAUCCAGCCUCCCUCUUUGUCUUUGUCUGGUAUUCCUAAAAACAGACUCCCUCUCUUACACAC
Paralichthys olivaceus (Japanese flounder) is the source of this 1596-nucleotide messenger RNA. The record is from RefSeq and is a predicted model, not a curated record. Lineage: Eukaryota; Metazoa; Chordata; Actinopteri; Pleuronectiformes; Paralichthyidae.